Messenger RNA from Ailuropoda melanoleuca (giant panda), 7104 nucleotides. RefSeq names its product MIA SH3 domain ER export factor 3 (gene MIA3). Bases 18 to 5738 code for a protein of 1906 amino acids. The transcript is spliced from 29 exons. Gene Ontology annotation, biological process: endoplasmic reticulum to Golgi vesicle-mediated transport; protein secretion; vesicle cargo loading. NCBI's taxonomy places the organism in Eukaryota, Metazoa, Chordata, Mammalia, Carnivora, Ursidae. The record is from RefSeq and is a predicted model, not a curated record. Gene Ontology annotation, molecular function: protein binding. Gene Ontology annotation, cellular component: endoplasmic reticulum membrane; endoplasmic reticulum exit site.
AUGAAGAGGAUUCGUAAAUGUUAAUGUACCGGGGUGAGGCUCUAGAAGAUUUUACAGGCCCCGAUUGUCGUUUCGUGAGUUUUAAAAAAGGUGACCCUGUGUAUGUCUACUACAAACUGGCAGGGAGACCUCCUGAAGUUUGGGCCGGAAGUGUUGGGCGUAUUUUUGGGUAUUUUCCGAAGGAUUUAAUCCAAGUAGUCCAUGAAUAUACUAAAGAGGAGUUACAGGUUCCAACAGAUGAGACAGAUUUUGUUUGUUUUGAUGGGGGAAGAGAUGAUUUUGAUAAUUAUAAUGUAGAAAAACUUUUAGGAUUUUUGGGAUUGUACAGUUCUGCAACUGGAGAUUCUGAGAAAGCGAUAGAAAAAAGUCAGCGUGAGGAUACGCCUCCUGAAGUGUUUGAGGAUACACCUCCUGAAGUGUUUGAGGAAAGCGACCUUGAAACUGAACCAGUAGAAGUCAGCUCAGAGGAGGGUGAAAGUAUCUUCUCAGAAAACACUAAGGAACUCAAGGAAAGAUCUGGGGUCCAGAAGAACCACCCCCAUGGAAACAGUCAAACAGAUCGUGCUCAGGGGGACCCAUCUUCAUUUGAACCUUUUGAGGAACUGCUGCAGGAUAAACUAAAAGUGCCAGAAAGCGAAAACAACAAAACCAGCAAUGGUUCUCAGGUCUCGAGUGAACAGGAGAAGAUGGAUGCUUACAAACUUUUGAAAAAAGAAAUGACUCUGGACCUAAAAACCAAAUUUGGCUCUACUGCUGAUGCGCUUGUAUCCGAUGAUGAGACAACCAGACUCGUUACUUCAUUAGAAGACGAUUUUGAUGAGGACUCGGAUACUGAGUAUUACACGGUGGGCAAGGAAGAAGAGGAGAACGAAGAAAACUUUGAUGAGCUGCCGUUACUGACCUUCACCCAUGGCGGAGAAGAUGUGAAAACUCCAGCAAAGUCUGGAGUUGAGAAAUACUCAGCAGAUAGAGAGCAGAGUUCAAAUGGAGAGGAUACAGUUGAGGCAGCUCAGCCCCCAGGCAUCAGAAGCUAUGAUAAAAAUAUACUCACAACCUGGGAGGAUACUGUCUUCUCCUUCACGGAAGAUGAUGGACAAACGGGUGUGGAUUUAGGGAGUUCUGAUUCAGAGGAAGGAAAGGAAGGUGAUGAUGGGUUCGUCCCAGAUAGCAAACGGGGGAAACCACAAUCAGCCACAGAUUACACUGACCCUAAAAAGGUAGAAGAUAGUCUUUUGACUGUAGAUGUCCCUAAAACAAAUAAUGACAAAGACCCAGAAAUUCACAGUACAGAAGAAGGGAGGAAAGCUGAGGAAUCCAGGAGGGGCCUGGCACAGGACGAGGGGGGGCUGGAGGAGGAGAAGCAGGAGGGCGUGACUGCACAUGGUUCUCCUCAAAGCAGUGACCCCGGCUCUUCGCCAGCUGCUGGAAAGGGUAAAGAAAUGUUGGAAUUAGAAUUGGAUAACAAAAAAAAUGACCUGAAAGGAACAGCUAUUCAUGUUUCAAAAGGAAUGCUCCAUGAAGGAAAGCCUGGAGAGCAGAGUUUGGGAGGGGGCUUAGCUCCUGAACCGGUACCUGAAGCCUCAGGGAGUCAAGGGAACGAGGAAAAGGUUGGAUGGGAAUCUGUGGACGUUGCGCCGCCGUUGGGAAGUCACCAGCAUAACGCAUCCAAAGACAGGGUGGGAGAAGAACACGCUUUAGUAAGUGGAGUAAAACCGCACAUGCUUUCAGUGGAGCCUCUAAGUGAGGAAUUUAAAGAGGAACAGCUUAAAACUCGGAAUCAACCUAGACCCUCCCCUUUGGAUGAAAUUGGUUUGCCAAGAGAACCAGAAGAAGAGGGUCCCAUUUUGGGAAGAAAUCGUUCCUGGCCACAAGGAAGAGAAGAGGCUAUUGCACACAGUAAGCAGGUGGGUGAGAAGGUAAGGCAGUCCGAGGAGGAGGUCAAAGAGGACCCCUCAGGUGAAGAGUUGGCUCCGCACAAGCCCGGGGCGGGCUCGUGGGAAGUGGAGGCAACAGGGCAGGCAGAUAGCCUGGAAGGACCAGGUUUCCAUCCUGAGAAACCAGAGGCAGAAGACGAUUACAGCCCUGAAGAACUCCUGGAGGAUGAAAAUGCUGUAAGUGCAAAACAGUCUAAAGAACAAAGCCCCAAGGUCCCGGGCGGGCGGUUGGAUGGUAAUCUGCAGGCCCCCCCAAGAGCUGGUUUAGGCGCCAUUAAUCCUGACGCAGAAACGGAAGGAAGUAAAGAAGAAACUAGUAAUAUUCUGGAAGUUGAAAGAAAAAGUGAAACUUUGGGCCAAGGGGUAGACACGGGGGGCAGGGAAGCAGGGAGCGGGGUGGUGGAAACAGAAAGCCCUCCUGCAGCUAAGAAAGCACAGAGAGCAUCUGAAGUAAGGGACUCUCCUGACAGAAAAAAUCAGACUCUCCAGUUAGAUGAGAUGUUUCAGAAUCAAGAUACUGAUUAUUUUAAAGAAGACAGCCCUGAGGAAUCCGCACAGAAGCCUGUGAUAGAAGAACUCUCGGAAGAGGACCAGGAGGACAUUGAGGUGUUCACGGACACAGGGAGUCAGGCGUCUGCCACCGAGGAGCACGGAGAUGACCGGCCACACUGGGCGCCACAGACAGCUGGAAAGCCAGCGCACAGCGGCGAUGUGAAGGACUUGCCUAUAAUCGGCAGUUUCUUUAAGGAACAGCAGUCUCUGCAGAGGUUCCAGAAGUACUUUGAUGUCCAUGAGCUGGAAGCCAUGUUCCACGAAAUGUCUUUAAAGCUGAAGGCCGCGCAGCAGGAGAGCCUGCCCUAUAACGUGGAGAAAGUGCUGGAUAAGGUCUUCCGUGCCUCUGAGUCCCACAUUCUGAGCAUAGCAGAGAAAAUGCUUGAUACUCAUGUGACCGAAAACAGAGAUCUGGGAAUGAAGGAAAACAACAUAUUUGAAGAGGCGGCAGUAUUAGACGAUAUUCAAGACCUGAUCUAUUUCGUCCGGUACAGACACUCAGCCAUGGAGGCCACUGCACCACUCGCCACGGCACUGCUCCCGCAGGAAGGCUGGGGGGGCUCCAUGGAAGGGAUGCAACCACACCUUGAAGAUAAUUUCCCACGAGAUAACACAGAAGACAGUUUCCCACAAGAAAACGCAGAAGACCAUUUCCCACAAGAUAACGAAGAAGACCUUAAAGUACAGGUUCUCAAGGAGCCCAGCCACUUGGAUGAACCUGUGACUGGUGACAAGGGUGGCCCAGAAGUGUCACAGCAUCCAAAUACUGAGAAAGACGUAGACCCAGGGAUAAUUACAACAGAAAGCAGUCCUGUUGAUGCUAUUGAUGGAGAAAAGCAACUAGAAACAAAUGCUGAAGAGCCAGCAAGUGUCACACCAUUGGAAAAUGCAAUUCUUUUAAUAUAUUCAUUCGUAUUUUAUUUAACUAAGACGUUAGUUGCUACAUUGCCUGAUGAUGUUCAGCCUGGGCCUGAUUUUUAUGGCUUGCCAUGGAAGCCUGUACUUAUCACUGCCUUCUUGGGAAUUGGUUCAUUUGCCGUCGUCUUCUGGAGAACUGUCCUUGUUGUAAAGAGUAGAGUAUAUCAAGUCACUGAACAGCAAAUUUCUGAGAAGUUGAAGAAUAUCAUGAAAGAAAAUGCAGAACUUGUACAAAAACUGUCAAAUUAUGAACAGAAGAUUAAGGAGUCAAAGAAACAUGUUCAAGAAACCAAGAAACAAAAUAUGAUUCUGUCUGAUGAAGCAGUUAAAUUUAAGGAUAAAAUCAAGAAACUUGAAGAAACUAAUGAAAUUCUGGAUGAUACAGCUAAAAAUCUGCGUGUUAUGUUAGAAUCAGAGAGAGAACAGAAUGUCAAGAAUCAGGACUUGAUAUUGGAAAACAAGAAAUCUAUAGAGAAGUUAAAGGAUGUUAUUUCAGUGAAUGCCUCAGAAUUUUCAGAGGUUCAAAUUGCCCUUAAUGAAGCUAAACUUAGUGAAGAGAAGGUGAAGUCUGAAUGCCAUCGGGUUCAAGAAGAAAAUGCUAGGCUUAAGAAGAAGAAAGAACAGUUGCAGCAAGAAAUCAAAGAUUGGAGUAAAUCACAUGCUGAGCUCAGUGAGCAAAUCAAAGCAUUUGAGCAAUCUCAGAAAAAUUUGGAAGUAGCUCUUACUCACAAAGAUGAUAAUAUUAAUGCUUUGACUAAUUGCAUUACCCAGUUAAAUCGGUUAGAUUGUGAAUCUGAAUCUGAGGGUCAGAAUAAAGGAGGAAAUGAGUUAGAUGAAUUAUCAAAUGGAGAAGUGGGAGGUGACCGGAGUGAGAAAAUGAAAAAUCAAAUUAAGCAGAUGAUGGACAUUUCUCGGACACAAACUGCAAUAUCAGUAGUUGAAGAGGAUCUAAAACUUCUACAAUUUAAGCUUAGAGCCUCGAUGUCUACUAAAUGUAACCUGGAAGACCAAAUCAAGAAAUUAGAAGAUGAUCGCCAUUCGCUGCAGUCGGCUAAAGCCGUCCUGGAGGAUGAAUGUCAAACGCUGAGGCAGAAAGUGGAGAUUCUAAAUGAGCUCUAUCAGCAGAAGGAGAUGGCUCUGCAAAAGAAAUUGAGUCAGGAAGAGUUCGAGCGGCAGGAGAGAGAGCAGCGGCUGUCCGCUGCAGAUGAGAAGGCGCUUCUGGCUGUGGAGGAAGUAAAAACGUACAAGCGCAGAAUUGAAGAGAUGGAGGAUGAAUUGCAGAAGACAGAGCGCUCCUUUAAAAACCAGAUUGCUACUCAUGAGAAGAAAGCUCAUGAUAACUGGCUCAAAGCUCGCGCUGCGGAAAGAGCUAUCGCCGAGGAGAAGAGGGAAGCCGCCAACCUGAGACACAAGUUACUGGAAUUAACUCAGAAGAUGGCAAUGCUGCAAGAAGAACCUGUCAUUGUGAAGCCGAGGCCGGGCAGGCCCAACACCCAGAACCCUCCGUGGCGAGGUCCUCUGAGCCAGAAUGGCUCUUUUGGUCCAUCUCCAGUGAGUGGCGGGGAGUGCUCCCCUCCACCGACGGCUGACCCGCCUGCGAGGCCUCUCUCUGCUACACUUAAUCGAAGAGAUAUGCCUAGAGGUGAAUUUGGGUCAAUGGACGGACCUCUGCCUCGUCCUCGAUGGUCAUCUGAGGCAUCUGGGAAACCCUCUGCCUCUGAUCCGGGAUCUGGUGCAGCUCCCAUGAUGAACAGCAGUUCGAGAAGCUCUUCCCCUACGAAGGUGUUAGAUGAAGGCAAGCAAACUGUUCCCCAAGACCCUGAAGGUUCUUCAGUUCCCAGCAGUACAUCUGUGGCCGAGCAGUUGGUAGUAGUGACCAUGGCUGCAAAAGGGCCCCCUCCUUUCCCAGGGGUGCCCCUCAUGAGCUCCCCCAUGGGAGGCCCUCUACCACCUCCCAUUCGAUACGGACCGCCUCCUCAACUCUGCGGGCCUUUUGGGCCUCGGCCACUUCCUCCACCAUUCGGUCCUGCUUUACGUCCACCACUAGGCUUAAGAGAAUAUGCGCCAGGCAUGCCACCUGGAAAACGGGACCUGUCUCUUGAUCCUCGAGAAUUUUUACCAGGACACACACCUUUUAGACCUUUAGGCUCUCUUGGCCCAAGAGAGUACUUUAUUCCUGGUACUCGACCACCACCCCCCACCCACGGCCCCCAGGAUUACCCACCUCCACCGGCUGCAAGAGACUUACUGCCUUCCGGCUCUAGAGACGAGCCCCCACCUGCCUCUCAGAGCGGUAGCCAGGACUGUUCGCAGGCUUUAAAACAGAGCCCGUAACUCUGACCUCUGACAUUUAGUCCAAGAAAGUGGACUGCGCAUAUUCGUUAGAGUAAAGGGAUUUCAUUGGCUUCAGAAUCCAAAAGUUUAUUUUAAAAGGUUUGUUUUUAGAACUAAGCUGCCCUGGCAGUGUGCAUUUUUGAGCCACACAAUUGAAAAAUAUCAUUUCUCCCCUAAAUAAAAACCACCUCAUAAGCUAGAGCCUCCUUACAACUUUGAAAUGUGCAAUAAAGAAUACCUGUGUUUUAGUUAAUGUAGCGUAUGUACUGCUAAAUGAUUCAGAAGGUCAUGAGAAAUAUGAACAUUUCCUGUGGAAAUGCUAGAAGAACAUGUAUUUCCAUUUAUCAUCCUGUUUUUAGUGAACACCAGUUGAACACAGAGCAAUGGUGUUUAGCAGCUUGGUUUUUUAAAAUACUGGUCGCAAAGACUGUUACGCUAAAAAUGUUUACUAAAAGAUCACUCAACUUUCUCUCCCUUCUUGCCGAAGUUCUUUGUAGUAAUAGUUCAUAAAAAUUUGGUUAUUAGUAUUUCCCAAGUGUCUGUUGUUUCAUUGGAUUGCUUUCUCAUGAGACUUACCAUUCUGGAACCACGUAAACUCCGGCUCGCAGAACUGACGGCCGUGACUUGGCAGCACGCUCCCUGCUGCUCAGUGCUCGGGAGGUUCAACCUAAAGUCCCCUGGAAACACCACAACCGUAUGUCUUCCUCGUUCUUCAGAGAAGUCACUGGGCCCAUCUGUGCGGCAUUCACGUGCUUUCCGGUGACUUCGCAGCCUCCUUGAGGAGGGUCUCCUGAGCAUGAGCUUACGGUAGUGGCAAGAGUUGUUUGACCUCACCUCAUGUUCUGUGGCUUUUACCGUUCUUGCAUUAAGGGUGUGUAACAGAAAACUGAAAAUAUGUUGUGACUAUAAAAAGGAAAUUUCUUUUUCAAAAAAAAAGUAGUCUAUUAUUUCUCCCAUACUUUGCCUCUGGUUUCCAAGGAAAAUGGCAAAAAAGAUCAGAAGGGGGCAAUACUAUGAGAAAGAAUGAUUCAGGACUCUGCCCACAGUUCUUUUUGUUGACUACUACUACUCCAAAUUAGUACUGGAAUGUUGACACUUGUAUUUAAAAAUCAGUAAGUCUGAGAAUCCGGGAUUACAUCAUAUUUAAAGUAUUACUAUACCUAUUAUUACAUCAUGUUUUUUAAACAAUGUUUAAGAUUUAGAUUAAAUCCAAAUUUUAAAAGGCUGGUAGUAUUCACUGCUUAGACUAUACUUUCCCCUUCUCCAAAGUUUUAUGUCAUGAUACUACUGAAACCUACACCAUGACCUGUCACCGUUAUAAUAUUUAAUGUGCUAAUACCCUAUAAAAUAAAAAGAAGCAAAAGCU